Messenger RNA from Colias croceus (clouded yellow), 546 nucleotides. RefSeq lists its product as uncharacterized. The record is from RefSeq and is a predicted model, not a curated record. The coding region runs from base 1 to 546 and encodes 181 amino acids. NCBI's taxonomy places the organism in Eukaryota, Metazoa, Arthropoda, Insecta, Lepidoptera, Pieridae. The transcript is spliced from 2 exons.
AUGCUGGAGAAGCAAAAUUUGAAUUAUCUUUUAGUAACUGAAGAACUAAAUUCAGAAAAACGAAAAUUCCUGAAAUCUGUAGAACAUUUGAAGUGUUUGAUGAACAUGGAACUAGAUUACGUUCAACAGCAGAUUAACUUAACGGAGGAUAUAAUCAAAUGGAAUGAAGCAAGGGAAGUAGAACUGAAAAAAGUUUUUUUCAAAAUUCUUAACGAAAACAUGCGUUACCUACUCUCCUCAGAGACUGCACUACAGAUAUUUAAUUACGUUGAAUUUGCAUUUAAUCAAAUCAUAGCGCCCAAUGAUACAAAUCUUAGUCCAUUAGAAAUGAUGUUUUGUCUUGAACGAGAAUAUAAUAAUAUUAUGCUAGACUUAUCAGCGUUCGACUUGGACGACAUAAAGUCUACAGAAAAAGAAAUAUACGAAAAGGGAGUAAAUGAAAUUAAACAGGCGAAGGUCGCAAAUAAGCUUUUAAAGGAUAUUGAUAAAUUAAGCAAACGGUUAAAAUCUGCAUAUGAACCAUCUAAGCGUACAUAUAAUUAUUAA